CCUUUCCAAAACAGUAUCCCUAUCUUAUCGCACAUACUUGUGGUUCAGAUAGUGGGAUCAGAGAGUAUUUUCUAUAGAGCUGUUCCCUGAAAGUGUUGAAGUAUGGGGAGACCUUUUUAUUAAGCACAAUGAUGACCUCCUUCCGGAAAAACAAUUUACCUCUGAAAAAUGUAGAAUGUCAGAGGUUAUCAAAGAUCUAUGAGUCAAUCAAAUGAGUCAUGUUAAGAAUCACAAGUACAGCCUACAAGUUUUGAGUUUUCCUUCAUAACAUACAUAAAAGUUGGAAAUGUUUUGUUAAAAAUUGCUUUCAAUACACAUGAAAGAAACAAUAACACGGAUACCAAUAGCCACAUAUUGCAAGUCUUUAAAGAAAAUGAGAAAGAGUGGAGAACGUUGUAGAAAAAUGGCCGAAAUCGUAUUCUCCAUAUUUUUAGUUGACAAGGCCCUGGAUAUUGUACUUGAUCUAGUGAUGAUCAAGAUUCUUAAAGUGGAACAUAUCACAUAACAACAAUCAAUUGAAGACUCCAAAAUUUAAAAAAAAAUAUCUUACGUUAUUUCAUUUAUUCCAAAAUACCUUAAAGUGAAAUAUAUUGUUAUUAUUUUCUGCCGAUGACAGCAAUAGAAUCUUUUCUUUGUUUUGUACAAUAACCUAGACAUGAUUUAUUUUUAUUGAAAUAAGCACUCUUUUUGUAGGUUGAGUAAAUAAGAUUGUUUACUUUAAACCCGUCAUACAUUUGUAUUUUCUUAGUAUAAAAUACAAUCUAUAAUGUGAAGGUAAUUAGCAAAGUGGUUUGCCGAUAACGUUUUCAAAUAGGAGAUUCCCUUUAAGGAAAUUCAAUUACAUCUGUUAGUAAAAAAUUCCAUAAAUGUCUGGACUUGCAGUACAUCAUUGCAUUUCUUCACACGUCUCAACUUUCAGCAAUGCAAUUAUAUAAAUGGCGCCAACCUUACUGGUCUUUAAAAGCACUUUCGUCUGUCGCAACACCUGUACUUAGGUGUAAUCGUGACAUCUGAGAAUCAACUCAAAUUCAGAGACAGAUAUUCAAUAGCCCGACCAUGGUCAGAGCAAUGAAAAAAUAUUUUUAGGGACAAAGACACGUGCAUAUUACUCAGCUCCUUGCGGGAACGUCAUUGCUCCUGGCCACUGGAGUCCAGAGCCAGCACGAGAACAUACCGUACCAACCGGUGACCAAUAUCUGCCAGACGUGCC
Messenger RNA from Drosophila suzukii, 1210 nucleotides. RefSeq lists its product as uncharacterized. NCBI's taxonomy places the organism in Eukaryota, Metazoa, Arthropoda, Insecta, Diptera, Drosophilidae. The record is from RefSeq and is a predicted model, not a curated record.